This is a messenger RNA of Austrofundulus limnaeus, 1833 nucleotides long. RefSeq names its product cerebellin 2b precursor (gene cbln2b). Bases 362 to 973 code for a protein of 203 amino acids. The record is from RefSeq and is a predicted model, not a curated record. Gene Ontology annotation, biological process: maintenance of synapse structure. Lineage: Eukaryota; Metazoa; Chordata; Actinopteri; Cyprinodontiformes; Rivulidae. Gene Ontology annotation, molecular function: protein binding. Gene Ontology annotation, cellular component: synapse. The transcript is spliced from 4 exons.
GGCGUGAGUUGUCCCUGGAAAGGAAGCCCAGAGACUCGUGGUUUUCUGUGGCAACAGUCUGAGCGCGCAGUUCAGUCUGGGAGAGACAGCGAACACACAGGCGGGAUGGAGAGCCYAGGACAUACAAAAACAGAUGUCUGAACACUUUCUAAAAACCAACUAAGACGCACAGGAGGGAGGAGAGUCUCAGCUGGAAAGAGUCUGAGCGUGCCUGUUUGAGAAAGUGAGGGAGCAUCACAGAAAAGAGAAAAGAGAGAGGGGGAAGAGCGAAAAAAGGGGGACCAAGUCUGGACCAGGUGAUCGACAAACCUCCAAGGGGCUGCCGGGUUGUAUCCUUGUACACGGGAUCAGUGAUCCAACCAUGAUGCCAGCGCGCUGCCCGGAACCCCGUGCCAUCCUGGCACUAGCCAUCCUCCUGGGAUGCGGCGUGGUUCUGUGCCUCGGUCAGAACGACACGGAGCCCAUCGUGCUGGAAGGGAAGUGUCUCGUGGUGUGCGACUCGAAUCCUUCAUCGGAUGGAGCGGUGACCUCCUCGCUUGGCAUAUCGGUGCGUUCCGCCGGGGCAAAGGUGGCUUUUUCCGCUGUGCGUGGAACCAAUCACGAGCCGUCAGAGAUGAGCAACACGUCCAUGACCAUCUAUUUUGACCAGGUAAGAUUUCUACUCAACAUCGGCAACCAUUUCGAUCUGAAAGCAAGUGUUUUCCAGGCUCCGAGGAGGGGGAUCUAUAGCUUCAGCUUUCAUGUGGUGAAGGUCUACAACAGACAAACUAUACAGGUGAACCUGAUGCAGAACGAUUAUCCGGUUAUAUCAGCGUUCGCCGGUGAUCAGGACGUGACGAGAGAGGCGGCCAGCAACGGGGUACUGCUGAUGGUGGAACGGGAAGACCGCGUCUACCUGAAGCUGGAGCGGGGCACCCUCAUGGGCGGAUGGAAAUACUCCACCUUCUCAGGCUUUCUAGUCUUUCCUCUAUAAUCCAAUCUGCGACGGACUCUCUGCUAAACAGGCCGAGGAACAAAAGCAAGAAAGAGAAAAAAAGAAGACAUGCCAUUUAUUUUUCAAUUUUAAUAACUGUCAGCCAAGGAAGCCGACGAAUAUCUCCACACUCGUCAACUAUCUAUAGUCAAAUCUCGACGUUUCCUUGGAGUUUCAUAUAAUCCAAGCCCAUCAGUCAACUUUUACGCAUUCUGGAUGACUAUGAUCGGCCAGUGAUUGGCAUGUGCUCGUGGAUUUUUUUUCCCCUACUUGCUUGGAAAACAAACGGGGUGUUUUUGGACAAGGAGAGAGAGGAUGAAGAGAAACUGAUGUCCCGGACAGGCCGAGUGUGUUAUGCUCUAAUUUACGUUUGUAUAGCCUUAAACAAAAGAAUCUAUGAUUUUUUCCCCGUCCAAGUGAAGAAUGAGGAAUUAUACGGACAACCCAGAUGAUGGAGAAGAAGUGCUUUUACGCCCAAGAAGGGGGCGUGUUUUUGUUUUGCACGAAUGGAAGUUUUACCUCUUUAUGUUGUGCUGUCAAUGGUGUUUGGAUGCUGAAACAUGUUGAAAAAUAAGCCAAAUCUAGGCCGCGUUUAUUAUAAGAGAGAAGAAGAAGAAGAGAAAAAAGAGGCAACAAAUUUCAGCCACCAGAGAUGACUUAAAGCCCUUUUUAUUUAAAAGAAAAAAUAAUAUAUCUAAUUUAUGAAUAUUUCACAGUACUGUGUGUUCUACAUUUCGGAAAUUUGCGUAUAGCUUUGACUGAUUUAAUGUUCAGUGACUUUGCUCACUAAAUGUACAUUAAUUGUGAAGAUUAUAGAAGAAUCCCUAUAUGUCCCGCUUAAUAAACAAUAUUGUACUGUA